Messenger RNA from Pocillopora meandrina, 10965 nucleotides. The record is from the annotation of a GenBank genome assembly. NCBI's taxonomy places the organism in Eukaryota, Metazoa, Cnidaria, Anthozoa, Scleractinia, Pocilloporidae.
AUGGCGCCGGCUGCCGAGAAGAAGAAAGAGAAAGAGGCAAGUGCAGACAAAAAAGACGACAAAAAAUCGAAGGAUGAGACAAAAAAAGAAGAAGAGCCUGAACUGGUAACUCUCUUUCUGUUUUUUCUGAUUGUUCUUGGGGUUCUUUUGAGGAAAAUGAAUGAAACAAACCAACGUGACUCAUCAACUUUUCUGACUCGUGACAGCGAUUUCUUCUUUUUUUAUGUAUAUAAAAUAAACGAAUAAUUCUGGGAUGUUUAACAGAGCGAAGAGGACAGACUGUUGCAAGAAGAGUUGACAAUGCUUGUGGAAAGACUGUCGGUAAGUCACUUAAAGCUCUCAUUUAACGAUAAAAAUGCUCUCGUGAAAGGAUCGAUCUUCAAACAUGCCUUUCAAUUAAACGAACGAACAUGGAAAGACGGCAUGCAAUUUUGUAAUACGUGACAAUAAAUGGAACUUUAUAUUCUUCAAAGUAAACCUGUUUUUGGACACCAUCUGGGAGGCCUGAAUGACGAAUUAUCGAGUUGACAUCUGCCACUGCCAUUCAACGUAUGCGGCUGUUGGGCUACAAUUCCCGGUGAUCGUACUAGAAAAAAAAAGGCCAACAGAAGCUAGAUCAUGGUUUUUAUGUUUAAUAGAUCAGGGCAUCACUGUUGUAUUGUACCUGUUUAAUCAGCUGGUACAUUCUGUUAUCUUCCUCUCUAGUUUGCUACAAGUUACAUCAAAAGUUUUGGUUCACUUAAACCCUUCAACUCCUUUGAGUGUCAGAGACAGAACUUCUCCAAAAAAUAUCAAAUACAAUAUCAAACAUACAAAUACUGAGAUUUAAGAAAUGUAUCAGCUAGGGUAUUAGUCUGUGACCUAUCCCAAAUUCUCCAAACAAAGAAUUGUAUGACAGAUAGUAAGGACAAUUACAAAUGAGAUCUUGGGAGUUGAGGGGUUGUUAGGAUGUUAUGUAGCAUCAGAGAUUGAAGAAUUCUCAGGCUACCGCACAUAAUUUUUUUUUUACCAAGAACUGAUAUGUAGUUAUUCAAGUGUUACUCAAGUCUAAUCUUCUGCUUGUUUAGUUUUGAUGAAAAUCCUUCUUGAUGUGAAUUAAUUAUUCAAUUUUUGAAACAUUAGGAAUCCAAUGUAUCAUUACACAAACCAGCACUGGAGGCACUGAGGUCACAAAUCAGAGCCAGCACAAGCUCAAUGACAUCUGUUCCUAAACCCUUAAAAUACCUCAGACCACACUUCUCUACUUUGAAAGAAAUAUAUGAGAAAUGGGGUGAUGGUGAAAAUAAAGUAAGUAAGUUAGACUUAACUUAAAACAUGCAUGCCCUGUUAAUGAAGCUGUUUUCCACAAAAGGCAAGUGGUUACACAUACCAAAGGUAAAAUCUAAAUAACUACAUUAAAAUACAAAAAGACUGAAAUAGUCAGGCAAAUCUAAGAUGAUGAGAAGUUGUGAGAAUCAAUUUGGUUUUUAAAAAUAGUUAAGAUUGGCAUAGUCAAAUGUCAAAGGAGAAUAAAACGUUUUUUUUCAAGAAAACAAGAACCAUUAAAUAUACAUGUGUUUACAACUGAUUUAAGACUUAGCAGUUAUGCAGGAUAUAUUGUUCCUCUCUGUCAGGGCAGUUGUAAUUGACACUAGGGACUCCCUGUAUGCCUGUGUAGAGGUUCAGGUUUUUAGUGUAGGUCUGGUUAAUAUUUAGACUGCAAUUUUGUGAUGAAUACCUGAGCCAGGAAAUUAUUACUUUGAAGUUUAUAAUUCUUUUCUUGAUUCCUUAUUUUGUAAUGAAUUUUAGAGAUUCCUGGCAGACAUUAUCUCAGUACUUGGCAUGACAAUCAGUGAAGGCCGGGAGUGUCUGAAAUUUAGAAUGUUGGGAUCAAAAGAGGAACUGGAGUCAUGGGGACAUGAAUAUGUCAGGUCAGUAGACUGCUGUCACAGCAGGUCCACACUUUGCUUGGAUUCAGCUAUGUAUAAUUAUAUGUGCUGUAUCAGUAGCAUGUGUAUAUAUCUGUACAGGCUGUUCAUAUAAAUAUUCCCAAAGCAGUUAACAGUUGAAAGGUAAACAUUUAAAAAAAUGAUUCAUGGUCACUUUGUACCCUGAUCAGAUUGUUCCAAGUCAAAUCUUUUCACAUUAUUGUUAGAUUGUUCCAUAGAUAUACAAGAUACAGGUUUUCAGCUGUCUUAUUUAACAAUAGAAGAUUAAGAGAAAUUUUUAAGAAUAUCUUGUGUACACCAGGAUGACUGUGGUCAAUAUUCAUGGUUUUCUUGACGCUCCUGUUUGAAAAUGGUUCUUUCUUAUAUUUUCCUUGUUUCCUUUUUCCUUUGGAAAGUUGUGGCAGAACACUCACAGGAUCACACAUGUCAGAAGGGAAAAUUGGGUCAUACAUUUAUUUCAUUGAUUCUUGAUUCUCAAUUCUUAAUUCUAUAAACUUGAUUCUCCAAAAUUGAGAGAAUAGAGUUUAUUUAGUGUUAGUAAUAUAUGUCAUAAAAAUAAAAAUAAAAAAAAUUGUAUUUAAAAAAAUUGAAACUCCAAACUUGGUUUUGGCCUUUUAAUUUGUUGGGGAUGGAGGAUUUAGUUUAAAGACUGUCAGCUUUUGUUUAUAAGUGGUACUGUAUUUUUGGAACUGUUCAUUCAUUUCCUCAGUAUCUGAUUAUCAAUCCACAGACAUUUGGCUGAGGAAAUUCGUGGCGAGUACAGUGACAGAUCAGACAAAGGAGGGGGAGUGGAAGAUCUUGUCGCCCUUGCUAAAGAAAUUAUACCAUACAACAUGCAGCAUAAUGCAGAAACUGAGGCCUGUGACUUACUGAUGGAGAUUGAAAGACUGGAUUUACUGGAGCAAUAUGUUGAUCAAAACAGCUUUCAAAGAGUCUGUCUUUAUCUCACAAGGUCAGAAGCUUUAUAAACAGAUAAUAGACAGAAGUGACAGGCAGAUAAUUAUGUUUUUCAGUGUUAAAACUUGGUAACUGUAUGGCAGAGAAUUGUGUUAAGUAACAAGAGAAAUUGCUAGAGAAAUGAACUGACCUCAAACAAGCUUUACAUCCACUGUAAAUUACAUGACUGUGCAAAUGGCCUUCUGUCUAGUUGAAAAAAAAGAUUGACAUUUCUUGUUUUUUUUUUCUUGCAGCUGUGUGAGUUAUGUUCCUGAGCCAGAAGAUAGUACUUUGUUGAAAACUGCAUUGAAAAUUUUUAGAGAGUUUGACCGCCAGCCAGAGGCUAUGAAGUUAGCCAUCCAACUGAAUGAUGUAGAUCUCAUCAAGGACAUUUUUCUUUCAUGUAGUGGAAGGUAAGUUCUACAUCAUGCUUUAGUUACAUUUUGGGCUCAGUUGUAUGAAGGGUAAAUGCUAUGCAUGGUGCAAUUGGUCAUCCAGUAGACAAUUUUUGACCAAACUUAUGGCACAAUCCAGCUCUAUACUGUUCUCUGUGCCUUUCCUAUGUUGCUGACAAGGGAAAUUGGGUUAGCAAUCAAGAAUUUCUUUAGUUGGUGAUCACUUCCUUUAUUCUGAUGUCCUUAAUUAGUAAUACAACGGUGAUAUUUUGAGGAGAAAUUAGAUGGUAGUCACUCAUGGAGGUUGAAGGGUUGACUCAGUUACAAAGUGAACAAAGAUUGUUUUUCUCCUAACAGUGAUGAGAAAAAAUUAAUCCAGAGACAGAUGGCAUUCAUGUUGGCAAGACAACAAGUCUAUCUGGAGCUUGAUGAAAACAUGGAUGACUAUGAUGAGUUGGUGGAGAUCAUGUCCAAUGCACAUUUAAACAACAAUUUUCUCAGUCUUGCUAGAGAGGUGAUGAACUCAUUACAGUUGUAAUUGAAUUUUUGUUGGUAAUUUUCCAACACUCAAAGAGGUUUUAAAUAAAUAUUACAAAACUGCAUCUUAGAAUAUAAAGGAUUAAUGUACAGUGUACUUUAUGUCAGGAAUUGUUAAGAAGGGGUCUGAAGACUUCCUCUAUCUAUACCCAAGAAACAUGAUCCUUCUGUAUGCAAGAGAAGAUUAUACAUAUAACUUGACUUCCAUCUCCCUGAAAUCAUACUUAACCCUUUAACUCCCAAGAUCUAAUUGUUAAUUCUCCCCUCCAGCUUCUAUACAUUUCCUUGUAAAUUACUUAGGGGAAUUUGGUCUUAUAUCAAGAUAAUGACUUUUACCUGAUAAUAUUGAGUAUUCUCAUCACCCAUGUGUGAAUAAUGUAUGGAUAUUAUAGGGAGAAGUUACAUGUAAGUCACCUCUGGGAGUUAAAGGGUUGAUCAACUGUGAUGUACUUGAGAGGGUACAUGUUUAAGGCAGAAACUACAUAUGCAAGGAUAUUGUUAACUUCACAUUGCCUAUACCCUGCAGUGCAUGACACAAAUACUUUGAUUACUAAUAAUUUGAUUGUUCAUACAUUUUGUGGUGCAGUUGGAUAUCAUGGAGCCUAAAGUUCCUGAGGAUAUUUAUAAAACACAUCUAGAAAAUAAAGGUAUGAACUCUAUUCUGUUCUUAUCUUUUAACAGAAAUUUAAUUAUUGCUUUAUAGCCUAUAAAACAUACAUAGAUUGUCGUUUUACUUACACUGGUAACUCAAGACAGAUGUUUGGCAUCCUUCAUUUUAUAGAUUGUCUUAUCAUAGAGUGUUAUUCAGCAAAGGCUGUCUUUCCUAUACAUUUAUCUUAAAUUUACUCAAAUAAGUGUUAAAAUGUUUUUUUCUUUGCUUCCAGGAGUUUCAAGUGGUGUUGCAUUGGACUCUGCAAGACAAAAUUUAGCUUCCUCAUUUGUGAACUCUUUUGUGAAUGCUGCAUUUGGUGCUGACAAGUUGUUAACAGAGGAUGGUAACAAAUGGAUUUAUAAAAACAAGGAGCAUGGUAUGAAUUUAUAGCUAGAAAAGCUACUUUUUUAAAUUGUGUGUCAGAAAUGAUCCAUAAUUGCAUUAAUUUUUCUUCAUUAAGCUCUAUGAUUUAUCAAGAAAACAUGCGCCACCUUCUCAACUGAAAUGGUUCAAAAUUAAAACUAAUUCUGUUGGAAUUGUUGCUUUCAUUUUCCUACACUGUAUAUUUCAGAAAGUUUACUGGAAAUUAUUUUGAGGUCUUGUUGACACUCAGCAGGAAUUUUAGGUACUGGUACUCAAACUUACUGUUGGUGAGGGGGCCGCGAUCAUUUUUUUGUGUGUCAUACUUGUAAUGAAACAAAUACCUUGAUUCCUUUUAUUAUUUUCAGGUAUGAUGAGCACAACAGCAUCACUUGGCCUGAUUUUGUUAUGGGAUGUUGAUGCAGGACUCACUCAGAUUGACAAGUAUUUAUAUUCCACUGAGGACUAUAUCAAGGUACAUGCACAAGGAUUUUACAGUACCACAAUAACUGUAGCUUAUUCUGCUAAUUCUGUCCUGUGUAUCAUCUUACAUUCCUGUGCCUCUGUUGGCUUCCCACUGUUAAGUCAUCAGUGUCAAAAAAACUUUGUAUUGAUCACUGCAUGGCGAAGCUAGACAGGUCAUAUGUAGAUGUAAUAGUCUUUGGAGUCUAGAAAGUACAGGACUGCAUAGUUUAAAAGUGCUCAUAGAUGUUAGUCAAUAGCUGGCACCACCCACAGUCCCUUUCUGCACCCAGUAGUAUAAAUGGGUACCACCAUCUACCAGAGACAAAAGUAACAGGGUUACCUACAAAGGACUCAUAUCUUGUUUAGGAGAAAUAGCUGUAAUUUUCCUUGUUGCUCUCUAUUAUGGAACUUGAAAUACGCACUAUCAUUAUUGUGCCACAAGCCUUUUAAAACUUAACUUGCAAAUAAGGUUGCCUUCUGUAAUAAUUGUUCAUGUAGUUUUUGAAGAUUCAUGUUAUUGCUUGUAGGCUGGUGCUCUUUUGGCUUGUGGCAUAGUUAACUCUGGUGUGAGGAAUGAAUGUGAUCCAGCCCUGGCUCUGCUAUCAGAUUAUGUUCUGCAUAACAAUAACAUCAUGAGACUUGGAUCGGUUGUUGGGUAAGCUGAGGGUUUGGUAAUUUGUGUAAUUUUGUGAUUUUAAAUGCACUCUUGAAAGGGUGCGUGUAGUCAUGUGAAUGUACUAUUUCCUCACAUGUAAAAAGAUGGAUGGUGGAUGCCUGUGGUGUGCAUAGGGUUCUACUGCAUCCAACCAACUAUCGAAUUCUACACCCAUGGACAACAAAUCCUUGCAACUUAUGCACCUGUCAACACUGAUUGGAUCACUGGUGGGGGGGAGGGGAGAACACUUGAACAAAACAUCUAAACAACUAUUCCUUUCAUUUCUUUGGCUGUAAAUGAACAUGAUUACUUUCCCACAAUCAUUAAGUCUGCAGAAAACUAUGUGCUCCAUGCAGUUACCACUUCUAUUUCUUCAAUUUAGCUCUAUGUCAUUAAAAAAAAGUUGAAAUAUCGUAGUUGCAUGUUCAGCGACAGUAUACGGUCAAUUUCCUCCUUGAAGAGGGAUGUUUUUCUUCCCUGGGUAAUCCUACCUGGGUUUGUUUUUACUCUGGUCUUUGGAACAGUUGAAUCAUUAGAAUUUGCUGUGUAACCACUACAUGUAUGUCUCUCCCAGGCUUGGUCUUGCGUAUGCUGGUUCAAACAGACAAGAAGUUUUGUCCCUGAUUCUUCCCGUUCUUGGUGACCCAAAGUCGAACCUAGAGGUGAGAUGUUUAACUACUGAUUAUUUGUACAUCUACUCUAAGCUUCUUUUACUUAAUUACGAUUUGUUUUUUUCGUUGCAUAGGUGAUUGGUAUGGCGAGUAUAGCUUGUGGCCUUGUUGCUAUUGGAACAUGUAAUGGGGAAGUUACGUCAACCAUACUUCAAACAAUGAUGGAGCGCUCUGAAACAGACGCCAAGGACACAAAUGCUCGGAAUUUAGCCCUGGGUCUCGGUUUGACAUUUUUAGGUGAGGCAGUAAUUUCAGAAGGCAAAUUCUCCCAACGUUUGCCUCACUUUUGUUACAGUAAGUUGUCGUGAUAAGAAUUUGGUUCUCACGCCAACAAAGUGCUUGCGACCGCCUUCGACUUUCUGCUGGCUCUGCUACAGGUCGUUGUUUUAAGUUUGUGUAUUUUCUCUGGGGAAAAAGCAUUUGCAUCUGUUGCCAGCAUAAGAAGGUAAUUUACAAUUUUUCGUUUUCCAGUUUUUAGGAGCAGAGAAGUACCGGUAUUUUUCGGUCAUCGUUUCUUUUUGUAGAUACUUUUAGGGUCUAAUUUUGUACGAUUGGCUUUUUUUCACUUCCAGGUAAACAAGAGGCUGCGGAGGCUACCCUUGAAGCUCUUAAAGUCAUCCCAGAACCUCUUGCGAAGUGGGCAACAAUCCUUGUCGAAAUCUGUGCAUAUGCUGGUGAGUUGUGUAUUUACAGGCGUGGAUGUUGAUGUUAAGUAGAACAGAAUUUUCUUUGCGCAAAUUAUUUUAGCGAGGGCUCAUUUAAUCAAAGGAUUUGGAAAACAUCCAAAACGAUGUCGAAAAUGUCAUGGAAAGUUAUGGAGUUUUAAAAUUCGAAAGAGUACGAGGUGGUAGGGGUGGUAUUGUUGUGGAUGAUGCUCUAUGGAGAGGUGUCCAUUCAACUGAGAAGGUGGUAGUUCAGGGGAACAAAGAAGGAACAGCUUCACUGUACCUAAAGUUGUUGUUUCGAUGAUGGAUGACGAUGAUAAAAAAUAAAAUAUUAAUUUAAAUUUAAAGUUUUCAAGGCGCACAAACUGACGUACAGUUGUACAGUACAUACGUACGUUGUUAGACGCUUUUAUACUGUUGUGUGCAGUUCCUAAUCUUAUCAAGACCUGAUCUUACCUUUCAUCUUGCCUGACACAAACUUUUGUUUGGCUUGUAUCAGGAACCGGAAAUGUUCUCAAAAUUCAGGAGAUGUUGCACAUCUGUAGUGAGCAUUUUGAACAGAAAGAUGACGAAGAAAAAGAAAAGGAUUCCAAGGACAAAGAUUCAAAGGACAAAGAUAAAGAUAAAAAAGAGGCAGAGAAGCCAGAUGAUGGCAGCCACCAGGGUGUGGCUGUAUUGGGCAUCGCUUUAGUUGCUAUGGGGGAGGAAGUUGGCUCUCAGAUGGCGCUCAGAACCAUGAAUCAUCUGGUAUGUUAAGAAUUUUUACAUCUUUCAGGACACGAAUUAGUGCCCGCGUUCAUUUUUCUUAGGUAAUGUUAUGCUGUUAUUCGUGGUGUUUAAGAUACAUCCUGGCAUUCAUUUCCCUUUGCUACGGUUAUAGGGAUGUGCUUCAGAAAAAGUGACCUUUCAAUUUUUUAACGGCCAGGUCUACAUAACUUAACUUUGAAAUGGUCCAUUUGCUAAUUUUAGUAAACAGUUAGGUCGAGGGCCUCCUGUAUGGAAAGAAAAGUAAAGAAGAUCACAAGUUUAAUUAUCGGUCAUCCAAUAGUGAAGUACUGAAUGUGUUUGUUUUCUUACAGCUACAGUAUGGUGAACCCGUGAUACGCCGUGCGGUGCCAUUGGCUCUUGCUAUCCUAUCAGCUUCCAAUCCACAACUGAGUAUAAUCGACACUCUUAGCAAGUUGUCACAUGACAAUGACGCUGAAGUAUCACAUAACUCCAUUUUUGCCAUGGGAGUUGUCGGUGCAGGUAAGCUAAAAAUAAAAACAUUUAAAAGGGAAAACGUCACGGUCUGAUGUCACAUUGUUUGGCAACAUUAUUUUUUUUAAAGUCUGCAUAAGUUUCUUUAAUUUUUGUUAUUCAUCUGUACAAUAAGUCUCGCUGUAGAUUCCCUAUUUUGAACUGCACGUUUCUCUAAAUUAACAGCAAAAUUUUUUUGUGCAAAAGAGAAAUGUUUUUCGCGAGAUUGGUUUUCACACGCAAUUUAAAAGGUGGCCUCUCAGGUUUUGCUCUCAAAUUUGCCUCCCUUUGAAGCAUCUUAGUAUUGCCUUGUAUUUUUCACCUACAGGUACCAACAAUGCACGACUCGCGGGAAUGCUCCGUCAGUUGGCCAUGUAUUACCACAAGGAUGCAAACAAUCUGUUUAUGGUGCGACUCGCACAGGUGAGUGUAAGGCUGUAAUGCAGAGCUCUUCGGCAAACGAGCCUGGCUACCAACUUGAUAGCAGUCUGUAGUACAGGCUUCACCUUAAGGUCACCGACGUCUGAUUAAAUUCUGAGCUGAAGUGGAAGGAAGGGGUCUAAAACGAGAAGACGUGUUUUCUUGCGCUUCCGUUUUUUCCCGGACAAUCGAUGAACGGAAUAUUCAGGAUUUUUCCUUUAAUGUUAUUCACCCUCGUUAUAUUAGCCGUCUUAGGAGUGUCCUCAUUAACAAAAUUCCAUAGCAACGGCCAUAUGUUAUUUAUGUUAAACAUGAAAACCUUUAUCGAGUGACAACGGAAACUAAAGAGUUUCUAAAAUCUCGCUGUUUGAGACGCGAUGUUAAUGUUUCUUGGUUCUGACGAUACUGUAUCUUCGGUUGCCACAACUCGUGGAGUUAGAGAUAGCCUUUUUUUACUUGAUGAGGGUUGUACAAUUUUUACCAAUUCAAUUUUGUAUAUAUAUAUUUUUUUUUUGUCAUUGGUGUUGCCUUUAGGGAUUAGUCCACCUUGGUAAAGGUACGCUUACACUCGGACCGUAUCAUUGUGAUCGCUCCUUGAUGAUGCCUGUUGCUGUCGGUGGCUUGCUGUCUGUCCUCUUGUCGUUCUUGGAUGUGAAGAACGGUAUGGAAAUAUUUCUUUUUUCACUCAAGAAGAUUUUUGACAUUUCUCGCGGGCGUGGGGCGAAGAAAAAAGUAUGGUUUCCUGAUAAGAGUACGCUCUCCAACCAAUUCCGAUUUCGCGAUCGGUUACUUAACGAAUUAUGCUUAGAAGAACUCUAUGAUAAACUACGCCAUAAACUGGGUUCGAAUUUUGACAUCUAGCAAGUUACAUUGCUUGAUGUAUUGUUUGGCAGGUGAUAAGUCCUUUUUUUUUUUUUUUAAGUGUAGUAUCAUUUGUUUCUAUCAUGACUCUAUGUUGUUUCUCUUCAGUAAUUCUUGGUAAAUCGCACUAUGUGCUGUUUAACCUGGUAUCUGCAAUGCAGCCUAGAAUGCUUGUCACGUUUGACACAGACCUACGUCCUUUGCCAGUCUCUGUCCGAGUUGGCCAGGUGAGAGUGAUAAAUAGACUUUCUAGUGAAGAGGAUGACGGAUUUUGAUAUUUAGCUUGUUGCUCCUUACUGUUCCUUUGAAUUGUUUCAUCCUAGCCAUGUCUCGUUUCUUCUUUAUCUAUUGAAAGUGGUAAAAACCACCUUCAGCGAUUAUUUGCGAAAAUAAAAUGCAACGCAUAUAAGAAUAACAGUCGUAAAUUACAGAUCUUGACUUGAGUUAUUGGGCGUCAAAGGCCAUAUAGCAGUUUUGAUGUCUUUUUUUUUUUUUUUUUUCUAUUUCUUCUUUCAAAAGGCGGUUGAUGUGGUUGGCCAAGCAGGAAAGCCCAAGACAAUAACAGGAUUUCAAACUCACACCACUCCUGUGCUGCUUGCGUAUGGAGAACGAGCAGAGUUAGCCACAGAAGAAUGUAUCCUUUACACUUUCUACAACUAAUUUGUUUUUGUCCCUGACUCUGGACGAAUAGCCUGUGCGCAUGCCGUCAUAAUCAGCUCUUCGGUACGAGUAUUUCUUGGCCCACGGGAGGUCUGUAAGGGGUCUGGAACUGAUUAUUAGUGCCAGACCUCCGGCAAACGCUCCCCCAAUUUGUCUCAAAUCUUCACGCGGGCGGAAAAAGGCGCGUCCUGCAGCGCUUACUAUUAAGGGGCCAGCUCGCUUACUAUGAGACGAAAUGACGCAAUACCGCUUUCAUUUUUGUCCGCUCGGGCGUUACUCUUUCUGUCUAGAUACGUGUUAUUGAAACAUUGGCGAAAUUGUGAGUUAAACUGCUUAUAUUUUGCUUAACCAUGGAUCAGACAUUUCGCUCGCGCCGAUAAUGGAGGGUUUUGUCAUCUUGAAAAAGAAUCCAGAAUAUGAAAAGGCAGAGAGCUAAAUUGUCGAGACAUGGGUGGCACGUUUGUAAAUAAACUUUACAACUGGUAAUAGACUGCCGAGUAACAGACCUCUUCAGUGCGACA